This is a messenger RNA of Ictalurus furcatus (blue catfish), 4165 nucleotides long. It is a transcript of the gene gdi1, whose product is annotated as GDP dissociation inhibitor 1. Bases 977 to 2320 code for a protein of 447 amino acids. The record is from RefSeq and is a predicted model, not a curated record. Gene Ontology annotation, molecular function: Rab GDP-dissociation inhibitor activity. Gene Ontology annotation, biological process: small GTPase-mediated signal transduction; vesicle-mediated transport; protein transport. Gene Ontology annotation, cellular component: cytoplasm. The transcript has 11 exons. Lineage: Eukaryota; Metazoa; Chordata; Actinopteri; Siluriformes; Ictaluridae.
UAGGCUGACUGGCAUGUCCAAAGUGUCCGUAGUGUAUGAAUGGGUGUGUGAAUGUGUGUGUGAUUGUGCCUUGUGAUGGAUUGGCACCGUGUCCAGGGUGUACCCCGCCUUGUGCCCGAUGCUCCCUGGGAUAGGCUCCAGGUUCCCCGUGACCCUGAAAAGGAUAAAGCGGUAUAGAAGAUGGAUGGAUGGAUGGAUGGAUGUUUAACCAUAUAACACAGAUAUCCAAAUCUAGACUGAUUUAUGAUAUUUGCAAUGCAAGACAAGAGGCUAGUUAUAGCUAAAAAGUGUAGAAUCUUUAGCCUUUCAUAUGACCCAGUGUCCUUAGCUGCAGCUGGUUAAAGCAAUUAAUCGACACGGGAUGGUGAAUAUUAUAAACAAUUAUACGCGCAAUAUUCUGAAGAUAAGCAGCAGAUUUGUGUUUUGUAAUUUGCAGAUCCACAGCUAAAUCAUCAACCACUUUCCCCCUAGCAAAAGAAGCUUCUCCAGCAAGGCUGCAGGCGGAAGGAUACAUCCCUUUAACGCCUUAUUCUGAGUGAGCCUGAUGCACCCUGCCCAACUGUUGGUUAGCAAAAAAAAUAAUAAAUAAAUAAACGUGCCAAAGUGUAUCCUCACAUAACAUGUCAUAUUGCAAUAUAAGUACGAGAUUUCAAAAACUAUCCCUGCUAAAGCCAUUCUUCAUUCAUGAAUAUCGCGCGCUCAUAAAGCGGAACCGCGGACUAUAUCAUGACGCGGAUGUGUCAGAAACACACAAGUCGGUGGUGUAGUCAGGGCCAUCUUUGCUGGUGCUCUCCGCUCGCGCUUUACAGAGAGAAAUACACUGUACCACGCGAACUAAUCGGGUUAAAGCAUCAGUUUAACGGCUACCAAGGCUGAAUUAAGGAAGCUGCUGUGCUUGUUUACUUUUGACACCUUUAAAAAAACAAAAACCUGUCGCAGGGACAUCAGAGGGAUUGUAGCUGCACUGUAAUACAACAUGGAUGAGGAAUAUGAUGUGAUCGUCCUGGGCACCGGACUCACAGAAUGCAUUCUCUCUGGGAUCAUGUCAGUCAACGGGAAGAAAGUUUUGCACAUGGAUCGGAACCCAUAUUAUGGAGGUGAAAGUUCCUCCAUCACCCCUCUGGAGGAGCUUUACAAGCGAUUUGAGCUUCCGGACGGCCCUCCAGAGUCGAUGGGCCGGGGAAGAGACUGGAAUGUUGACCUCAUCCCGAAAUUUCUCAUGGCCAAUGGGCAGUUAGUUAAGAUGCUAUUGUACACUGAGGUGACCAGAUACUUGGACUUCAAAGUCGUGGAAGGAAGCUUUGUGUAUAAAGGAGGAAAGAUCUACAAAGUCCCCUCGACAGAGACUGAAGCACUGGCAUCCAAUCUAAUGGGAAUGUUUGAGAAGAGACGUUUCCGGAAAUUUCUCGUCUUUGUGGCUAACUUCGAUGAGAACGACCCGAAGACUUUCGAAGGUGUCGAUCCCAAGCAGACCACAAUGGGAGAGGUGUAUAAGAAGUUUGACUUGGGACAGGAUGUUGUUGAUUUCACCGGACACGCCUUGGCCCUCUACAGAACAGACGAUUACCUUGAGCAGCCAUGUCUGGAGACUAUUAAUCGCAUUAAGCUGUACAGCGAAUCAUUGGCCCGCUACGGGAAGAGCCCUUACCUGUACCCGCUGUACGGCUUGGGGGAACUGCCUCAGGGCUUUGCCAGGCUAAGUGCGAUUUAUGGAGGAACUUACAUGCUUAACAAGCCGGUAGACGAGAUUGUCAUGGAGGGCGGGCAUGUCAUUGGAGUCAAAUCUGAAGGAGAGAUUGCACGAUGCAAGCAGCUGAUCUGCGACCCCAGUUACAUCCCGGACCGCGUGCGCAAAGCAGGCCAAGUGAUUCGGGUCAUCUGCAUCCUCAGCCAUCCCAUAAAGAACACUAAUGAUGCAAACUCGUGUCAGAUCAUCAUCCCGCAGAACCAAGUUAACCGCAAGUCAGAUAUCUACGUGUGUAUGAUCUCCUAUGCCCAUAACGUGGCAGCCCAAGGCAAGUACAUCGCCAUUGUGAGUACCACUGUGGAAACCGCCGAGCCUGAAGCUGAAAUCGAGCCGGCACUCGAGCUGCUGGAGCCCAUUGACCAAAAGUUUGUGGCUAUCAGUGACAUGUACGAACCGACAGAUGACGGGUCAGAUAGCCAGGUGUUCGCGUCGCGGUCUUACGAUGCCACCACUCACUUUGAAACGACCUGCAACGACAUCAAGGACAUCUACAAGCGCAUGACCGGCAGCGACUUCGACUUCGAGAACAUGAAGCGCAAACAGAACGACGUCUUCGGGGAGGAAGAGCAGUGAGGGAGGGAGACGAGCUGGAGGGGAGGAGAAGGCAGUAGAUCAGGACAGCUGUGAGUGGGGCAGAUUUGAGGGUUUGUGCUUGCUUAGUAGAGGAUUUGUAGCUGGUAUCAGAUAAGCAGGAUUGUAGCGAUCAAACCAGGCUGCAGUUAUAGUUCAGCUGUCCUACAUUCUCCUUCUACUUGUCUUACUCCUUUGCUUCCUCCUCGCUCUCGACUCCUUUUUCCAAAUUAUGUACAUUUUAGCACACAGGCACAACUCUCUUAUACUCACGUUCCCCCUGCUCAUCCUUCACAAAGCAGUCUUACAUUUCUCGUGAAUACGGUAUGCGUCAUUUCCGAGCUACUAUCUUGUUGAAGUGAAACAUAUCCAAGCCUUAUUUAUUUAGUAAUUGUUUUGGUUUAUGAAUGAUGCCUUUCACAGAAAGCCCUUGUGUCUUUUCAAGCUCCAUUAACACUAGGAACAAGAAGAUAUCGCUGUGAAAAUCGCUAUAAACACAAACAUUUUUACUUCCCGAUCUGUUUUAAAAAAAAAAAGAAAAAAAAAAAGGAUUGUUAAAUGAACACCCCAAGAGAAUCACCUUUAAAAGCCUUCUGCUAGCUGAACGGGUGUUAAUGACAAGUCCACGACUGUACCCUGACGAUUUUGCACAUUCGCAUUUAUGAAGCAUCGUUCACAUGUCAUAACAAAAGGGGGAUGAUCUAAAAUGAUAGAAGAUUUGCCUUUAAUGUAUACUAUCGGUACGCAUGCAUGCAUCUUUCAUUCAACACCUUUCCAAACAACACUGCUUCGAACCUAAAGCCUCUACAGACACGCUCGGCUUAUUUAACUGUUGGAUAAGGAUGGGAAUGAGACCACUUAGGCGGUACGGAAUUGGAGAUUAAAAGCCAUUAACGUAAUAUUUCAGUUGCCCGUGUAGAAGCCGUGUUCAGGAUCUACAACAGCAGCAGUUUGUAUAGAAAUCAUGGUAAUGUGACUCUUUAAUAAAUAUCGUGCCCCUUUGUGGUUUGACACUUGUUUAUCUUCUAGGUGUUCUGGUUUGUUAAACUAGGCUGGACCCUGGUCUAAGAACUUGGAGUUGUGUGUUCUCUUCUUUCUCCGUGUUGAUUUUUUGAUAGAAAUUGUGCUGGAGUGCUUCUUCCCAUCAUGCUUGUUCAGCCACAGCAAUGAUUUAUACUUAAACAUUAAACACUGUAUAAAGACUUAACGUAUGUGUUAGGUUACCAUUUUUUAAAUUACACAAGGAAUAGAACUUUCAGGCUUUUCCUUGUGUUAUUUAUAAAUGACCAAAUCCAACCGAGGUUUCAUUCCAGCUUUUUAUUCUCAAAAAGUGCUCUUUGUGUUUUUGUUUUUGUUUGUUUUUUGUUCUGGGUUUUUUUUUUUUUGCGUUACCGCAGAUGGUUUUGGUGGACAUGUCGUCUCACCGUGAUGCUGAAUACUAUGCUACUAUAAGGACACACACUGGUACAAUUUCAUCUCCUUUCCUCCUUUCCUCCUUGUGUCUUAUUAACUGACCAAGAAAAAAAUUAACACUGGAAACUGGAUCAAAUAGCAUUAAUCUUACUGGUGAACGUAGCUCUUAUUGAAAUUGACCUACUAUCUGUUUUUUUUUGUUGUUGUUGUUGUUAAACUCUAGUAGCUGUUUAAAUAUUAUUUUUGCACUUUAUUUAUUUUCUGUAUGUGUAUCAUGGAACUAAACACUUAACACUGGCAUAUGAACGUGAAACAGUUGAUGACUAAGAUGUGACUUUAUCACAAGUGUUUGAGCAGUCUUGUGCAAUGAAUGAAAAAUGAAUUCAAAUGUGAAUAAAAUGCUGAAAAUAGGAGAGCCUUUGGUUUCUUUCUUUU